Messenger RNA from Mollisia scopiformis, 549 nucleotides. RefSeq lists its product as uncharacterized. The record is from RefSeq and is a predicted model, not a curated record. NCBI's taxonomy places the organism in Eukaryota, Fungi, Ascomycota, Leotiomycetes, Helotiales, Mollisiaceae. The transcript is spliced from 4 exons. Bases 1 to 549 code for a protein of 182 amino acids.
AUGGACGGCCGUCGAUUAGACUUUCAGAGUGUUACAGCAGUAUUACCGCGCUUGAAUGAGAUUCACUGCUGGAAGCACGAUCCGCAGAUAGAUUUCACGUUGCCUGGGCAACAACAAAUUCAUUGUGGGAACCUCGUGUUUUCGCAACAGCAAAUGCACAGCAACUACUUUACUGGUGGUUGUUUUCUUGUAGAAGUGGAGCUUAACUUUAAGAAGUGUACAGACUGCCGGGAAGAGGAGCACAGCCGACAUGAUUCUGUCAGGAACGGUGUGUGCCUUCCUUUUUCACUAGCACUAGCACUUGAUUUCUUGCUAUUGUCAGCUCAAGCAAAACUGAGCCCCAAAUAUGCAAGUCAAGAAGCUACGUCGGGACGAGACACGUCCCAUCAGUUCAAGAAUCACUCUGCCCAGGGCAAUAUUAGAGAUAGUGUUGAGCACACCAAGGCGUUUGAGGCGGUGCUUGGUCGUGUAAGACUGUCUAUGACACGAAAGGAUGAACCUAAAAGGCUUUUCAUGCCAACAGUGCUGGACGGCAUAGAUUUCCGCUAG